This is a messenger RNA of Pollicipes pollicipes, 4452 nucleotides long. RefSeq names its product protocadherin Fat 4. Gene Ontology annotation, cellular component: catenin complex; plasma membrane. Gene Ontology annotation, molecular function: beta-catenin binding; cadherin binding; calcium ion binding. The record is from RefSeq and is a predicted model, not a curated record. The transcript is spliced from 21 exons. Lineage: Eukaryota; Metazoa; Arthropoda; Thecostraca; Pollicipedomorpha; Pollicipedidae. The coding region runs from base 304 to 4452 and encodes 1382 amino acids. Gene Ontology annotation, biological process: cell migration; homophilic cell-cell adhesion; multicellular organism development.
GUGAGGCGUGAGACGAGGCGUGAGCAGCGGCGUGAGAGGGCCGCCACCGUCCGCUGCGCGCACUGCGCCGGCGACUCCGACGCCCGCCAGUCGGCAGGAAGCUAGCACCGGCGACUGCAGCGUACGUGCGGUAGUGGCGAAGGCACCGCCGCGGACGGCGCGCGGGCGACGGCGUGCGGCGAUCGCAUAGAGGAACAGCGGAGCGGGAAGUGAGGCGGUGUAUGCCGACAGUGCAGAGGCGGCGGCGGUGGUGGGUGAAAACGACGGUGAAUGGGAAGAGCGCAGACCGAAACUGACCUGUGAAUGGGACUCCGUGGCGGCAUCAUGGCAUUCGUGGCGGCGGGGAUCGUAUUGUUCGUCGCGGGAUUCGACUGCGCGAACGCUUGUCGCCUAGGGACGCCGGGGGAGCCGUCCCGGUUCGAGCGAGUGCCGGAGAGUCUGGAGCCGGGAACCCACGUGCUCGUGUUCGAGGUGGACGGAGCCGACCGGCUGACACUGCGACCCAUCUCCAAGGACGAAGACUUCACCGAGUUUUUCCGACCGGCCAUGAUCACCAACGACACGGGUGGCGUGGUGGUGGCUCAGCCUCUGACGUCAUUGGUUCAACGCCGUGAGCCCGUGUCGGUCGUCAAGUUCCGCGUGCUCUGCGAAAGCCCGUCGCCCUUCACAGGCUCGGACUCGCUGCUGGUCACACUCUACAUCGAAGACGUCAAUGACCAUCCCCCGGUGUUCGUCGGUGACCCAUACCAGGUCACUGUAGACGAACUCACCCCAAAAGGAAUGAUGAUUUACGACGGCAUCAUGGCAAGGGACAAGGACAAGGCCAACACCGCUAACAGCGACAUCUACUACUGGAUAUCGAACGGCAACGAGAACCUGAAGUUCAGCUUGUCGCCGCUACCCCGAGGCGGCGCUGCAGUCGUACUCGAGAAACCGUUCGACUUUGAGAACGGCGACAGGGAAAUGAAUUUAACCAUCACAGCUUCGGACCGCGGCGCCCCGGCCCGUCUAAGCCGGGCUCAGCUGACGAUCUCAGUCAAGGACGGUGACGACCAGCCGCCCCUUUUCACCGCUGCCAUCUACCGGGCCAGCGUCACCGAGUAUCCCGGCCCCCAGAUGAGAUCCCUUCAGCUCCUUCUGCGCACGGAGCCACCAAUCCUGGCCUACGACGGCGAUCUGGCAAUCGACCAGCGGCUUAACUACCGUAUUCGAUCUGGCAACACUGGGCAACAUUUCAGCAUGGACUCCGCCACCGGCGCCCUGACGCUGGUGAAAACUUUCGACCGCGAGCAGUUAGAAAACGACGAGGUCACGCUGACGGUCGAGGCGUGGCAGACGGACGACAGGUCAAGGUCAGCGCGCGCCACCGUGGUGGUGACGGUCACUGACCUCAACGACAACCGGCCCGACUUCCUCGUGGACCGCUACAACAUCAGCAUCAUCGAGAACCUGCUGCGGGGCUUCAGCAUCGUCCAGGUCCGCGCCACGGACGCCGACAAGGGGGACAACGCCAACUUCACCUAUAGCCUGGACGACCCCUCGGGAGCAUUUGGACUCAACCCGGUAACAGGAUGGCUGACGGUGGCGGAUCAGUCCAAGUUGGACCGCGAGGAGCAGUCGCAGCUGAAAUUGGACAUUUACGCCGACGAACUAACUCCGAGUGUGUUGAGAAGGCAAUCAAGGUCUUUCACAAAGGUGAUCAUCAAUCUGUUGGAUUCGAAUGACAACAACCCGAAGUUCCUACCAACGAACACGUACCAGUUUGUCGUGGAUGGCAAUAGCUCUCUUCGCAGGGUUAUUGGACGGGUGGAAGCCACCGAUCCCGACGAGGGCGUCAACGGCCGCGUGACGUUCUCAUUCGAGAACAACACGCUAACGGGCGGCCAGCCGGCGUUCUCCAUCUCCUCCUCGUCGGGAGAACUGCGCCAGCGGCGCCCCCUGCAGGCCGGCUCCUACGUGCUGUUCGUGCGCGCGGAGGACGCGCCGGUCACCCGCGGGGAGACUCGCAGCGCGCUAGCUGUGGUGACUGUGCUGGUGCGGGUCAGAAACGUCCGUCCACCCAGCGUCCCACCCGGUCAGCGGCUGUGGGUGGGCAAAGACGUGACACCGGGGUCACGCGUCGGUCAGCUGGUCGUGGAAGACCCCGACGGAGACGACCUGACCUUUCGACUCAGAAAUGCAACAGUUCCCUUUGAUGUGGAUAAUGACACCGGGGUUAUUCGAGUCUCUUCGCCAUUGGAUGAAACAGAACAAUCCAAAUACAGCCUUGGUAUCGACAUUACCGACGGAACGCACCUAACGACAUCUAUUAUCGACAUCUUAAUCGUACCAGAAAACGCGGAAGAAUCAUUCGAGAGCGCAUCACUAGCGUUCAAUGUAACGGAAAAUCUCAGCAACAUCACUGUCGGCAUGCUUCUUGACGAAGAUGAACGUCCUGUAGAGUUCUUGGAAGCAAAAAUUUUGAAUCCAUCGCUAAACGACACGUUUCAAGUAACCUCCGAAGCAGAACUUCGGCUGAUAAAGUCGUUGGAUUUUGAGGAGCAUCGUCAGCUCUCAUUCACCGUCGUCCUACAGUACCGACGGCAUCGGCAACAUCACGUGCGUGCCGCCGCCCUCACCGUCAACGUACUAGACGCCAACGACAACGCACCGCGCUUCAGCAGCCGGCAUUACACCGGCGUCGUGGCCGCCGACGCCGCCGCUGGCGAUCUGGCCACCGUGACCCCGGCCAUCAGGGUCAGCGAUGCGGACGAGGUGCGCAGUGAGCUGGAGUUCCGCCUGACCGGCUGCGAGGGCGCGUUCGAAGUCAGCGCCCUGGCGCUGGUGAGCGUGGUCGCGACUCAGUUUGAGCGGGAAGUGUUCGAGUGCGAGCUGGAAGUCACGGACGAGGACGGCUUGCGAUCUAACAGCUCCUUGACCGUUCGCAUCGAGGACUGGGAACCUCGGAGGAAUCCGGAUGUAGAGGAGGUCACGGAGCUGACCCCCGCGAGCGGCCUCAGGCGCACUGAAAGGGUCGGCGACUGGCACAACGAUCCGCAGCGGAGAGAUGAUAACUCUACAGAUGGAGGAGAUGUGACGGAGGUGUGGCCAGGCGGUGGUGAAGCUGGUGAAGCCGGCAGUGGCAGACACUUCGCUAUCGACUUCGAGAAAAACCUGGUGCGAGUGGUAAGGCCGCUGCGCAGUGCCGGCCAGGUCGUCCUCAGAAUCCAGUCGCAGGAGGGCAGCAAGCGGAAGGACCUGCUGAUUCUCAUGGUAGACGUGGUGCUUGUCAAACAGCCCGAGCUGGUCAAGCACAACCUGACAUUCUCCAUGGAUGAGGGAGAAUACACGGACGUCGAGGUGGGAACGGUACAACUGACGACGUCGCCGGAGAGCGACCGCGUGCUCUUCAGCAUCCCCAGCGGCGACAGCUCCUAUCGGAUCACCCAGGACGGCCGAAUCUUCCUGUCGGGGAAAGUGGACUCAGAGCGCUCCACCGUGGCGCGCGUGCCGAUCCUGGCGUGCCGCCAGCUGUGCAUCGACCUGGCAUCGAGCUUACCGCUGGAAGGAAGCGUACAGGACGCCUGCCGCGGAUCCUGUGCCGCCGCAAAUGUCACGCUGCUGCUCCGCGACCUCAACGACAACAGCCCCGUCUUCACGGGCGUCAGCGACGUGGUGACGACGUCGCGCGGGCUCCAGAACGAACCGGACGCGCCCGCCGUCCGCUUCAAGAUCCUCACGCCCAGCGACGACUUCGUGAUCGGCGCGGAGACCGGCACGGUGACGGCCGCGCGUAAUGUGACCUCGCCUGCUGGCACCGUUCUCCGCCUGACCCUGGCGGCCUAUGACCUGGGUUCGCCCAGCCAGCGCGCGUUUGCCGUGUUGGAGCUAACCGCCACGGAAGGGAGCCAGGUGGAAAUGGCGCGAGCAUUCGACCGGCGCUUCGGUCCGCUCGACCACGAGCAGACGCGGGAGGUGUGGCUGCUGGUAACGACAGACCUGCUGCCGGCCAGCUCUGACGCGUACUUGACCCCGGCUGCUGAAGGUCAGCCCCCGUCGCCUCGCAGAGCGCCGCCGAACUCCGCCGACCGCGGAUCGAGCGCGGACGAGCUACGCUAUAACCAGGCCCUGAUCAAGAUCGUCGUGGUGGAUGUGAACGAUCACUGGCCGCGGUUCAAUGUCACCGACCUGCCCUCCAUUGUGGGCGUGCCUUACGACGCUGGUUACGGCUUUGAAGUCAUGCACAUGGAGGCAACCGAUGGCGACAAAAACGACAAUAUAUCAUACUCGCUCAACGCCACGGACCGACAUGUACGGGCCAUGUACAGCAUAGACCCGACAAACGGGCAGGUGUGGCUGCUGCGUCGGGCGGACGACACGGCGCAGAGGAUCCACCGUCUCCAGAUCCUCGCGACAGACACGGCCAACCACACCACUCGCGCCAAGGUUCUGAAUCUGCACUUCCGACUGUAG